This is a messenger RNA of Procambarus clarkii (red swamp crayfish), 2969 nucleotides long. It is a transcript of the gene cpa, whose product is annotated as F-actin-capping protein subunit alpha. NCBI's taxonomy places the organism in Eukaryota, Metazoa, Arthropoda, Malacostraca, Decapoda, Cambaridae. Gene Ontology annotation, molecular function: actin filament binding. Gene Ontology annotation, biological process: barbed-end actin filament capping; actin cytoskeleton organization. Gene Ontology annotation, cellular component: F-actin capping protein complex; actin cortical patch. The record is from RefSeq and is a predicted model, not a curated record.
GAGAGAUAGACGUGUUAUAUAGGGCAGAGAGUGCCAGAGGAAACACAUAGCGGAAGUCCGGGGCAGUGGAAAUCCAACAUGGCGUCAGACUUCGGAGACCAACUCCCCGAUGAGGAAAAGGUGCGGAUUGCCUCAGAUUUCGUCUUACACUCUCCACCUGGCGAAUUCAAUGAAGUCUUCAAUGAUGUGCGAACUCUCGUCAACAAUGACACACUGCUUCGGGAAGGUGUUGCUCGGGCGAUUGCAGAAUACAAUAAAGACCAGCUGACCCCAGUGCGGUUGGAUGGACAGAAUCACUAUGCUCUUGUCACAGAACACAAUGACCUUGGCGGUGGUCGCUUCCUUGACCCUAGAGCAAAGCUCACUUUCAAGUUUGAUCACUUACGCAAGGAAGCGACAGAUAUGAAGGCGUGGGAGAGUGACCCAACCACAGAAAGCUGGAGGAGUGCAGUAGAGACACAAUUAAUGCAGUAUACCAAUGACCACUACCCCCACGGCGUGUGUGCUGUGUACGCCAGGGCACAGGGCUCGGCAGUAACACUAACCAUGUGCAUAGAAGAUCACCAAUUUCAACCUAAAAAUUAUUGGAAUGGGCGGUGGCGAUCAACGUGGACGGUGACUCUAGGAGGCGGCAGUGUGGAGUUAAAGGGGGUCCUAAAGGUUCAAGUUCACUAUUAUGAAGAUGGAAAUGUCCAGUUAGUCACAUCUAAAGAUGUCAAGGGUAAUCUAACUGUUGCUGGGGAGGAGGAAACUGCCCGAGAGCUAGUGCACUUCAUAGAGACGGCAGAAAAUGAAUACCAGACAGCCAUAAGCGAAAACUACCAAACUAUGUCGGACACGACCUUCAAGGCUCUACGUCGUCAGCUGCCUGUUACUCGUACCAAGAUUGACUGGAAUAAGAUAGUUUCAUAUUCUGUGGGAAAGGAGCUUAAGAAGCAAUAAUAGUUAAUGAUGGUACUAUGGAACAUUUUCAAAAUGAGCCUAUCUCUAUGUAAUGAUACAGGGAUAGUCUUAACAGUGCAUUUGGUAUUCAUAAUUCCCAUUGAUUUAUUGUCAGUUGUUGAAUACUUCAGAGUCAGAGCUUUAUUUUGUCCUUAAGCAUUAUUAAAAUUGGAGUUUAUUAUAAAUAUUAUUUAGUUGGCUAUAAUGUGUUGACUAAUGUGGUAUAUAUUGUUUAAAUUUGAUCAUUUUCCCCUUAAUUGGGUAAAAGUUGAGAUACUGCUUUUGGGCUUCUCUGGGGUGAACCAUGCCAAUAUUUCUGUGAAGUUGUGCACUGUUAUUGAAGGUUAAACACAUCUCUUGUUAAACUGUUGUGUAGAUUAUCAAAAACACACAGCAAGAGUCUGCCCUCAUCCAACACGGAACAUUGAGCUUAAUUAUUAUUCAGGAUUUAUGAAAUUUCAUAUUUUAUGAAAGAGAUGCUAGGUUACAUUUUCCAUUGCUUGUUAUAAAUAAAAAUAAGGUUCAUUUCUGGUCUCAGUGUUCCACCUUUGGUCAAUGUCUUCCUGUGCUCUGUUUUUGAUUGUUUACACAAGAAUCAAGCGCUAGGGGCAGCAGGCUUUCUUACAUUUGCCACAGACAAGGAAAGACUGGGCCAGUUAAGGAUGUGAAUGUCCUAUAGUCAUUGUUGCAAAGGUUGGUGUUUUUGUGGCACAAACUGAAACCAUUUUGCAAUUUGGUCCAUUAGAUGUGUUAAUGGUGUGAUGGCAGGGUGAGUGAGAGUUUGCUAGGGGGUAAAGUCUGUUCCUAAAAGAUGGCCUGCUUGCUAACUGCUGGCAGGGUGAGUGAGAGUUUGCUAGGGGGUAAAGUCUGUUCCUAAAAGAUGGCCUGCUUGCUAACUGCUUGAUGGUGUUGAUUAUAUAGUACAUAUUUAUCUAAUCAUUUACACUUACUGUUUAAGAGAUGAUUUUGAAAGUGCUACCUAUCAUGCCAAGUGCAUUGCAAGUAAAAAAAUGUUCUUUCAGGUUGCCUCUUUUGAGGUUAUUUCACUUGUCCUCUUGCACAUUAUUUUGGGUAAAGUUUGCCAAGAUGAACAGUAACAAGCCUAGAGAAAGCAUUUUCAAGAUUUGUUCUACUGAAACUAUUUUGAUUCCACUUUGUAUCAUGUAAUUGAUGUUUUUGUUAGCCAUCUGCUAGAAUUUAAUAGCAGUAAUAAAGCAUUGACAAUUUCAACUAGAUGAGGUAGUUAUACCACGUGGAAACCUUACGUGUAUUCCAUCAAACACGCAACAAGAAGUAAACAUCAGAACUCGUCCUUUGUUCUCUGAAGAGGAAUUGUGAACUUAAUGCCUCUUAAAUAACUUGUAAGAGUAUUACACACCUCAAUUAGGUGAACCCCACUGACUAAACAGGUGUAAGAUGUGAAUCAUAUACAAGUUGCUAAUAAGGAAAUGGUACAAUUUUCACAAUACUAAUUUGAAACAAUGUAGGGCUUCUUAAGUUUAUCUUCCCUGUUAAUUUUGUUGAGCUGAUCUUGUGAAGGAAUUAGUUCUUUUAUAUCAUUCUGUUUUUCUAUUGGCAUCCUGCAUGAUGUCUAGGAACUCUUGGAUUGUCUUGUAGUGUAGAGAGUGCCAUACAGCCAUUGUGGCCUGACCUCCUGCAUAUACAACUGUUUUCUAGGCUUGUCAUUGGUAAUCUUGUCAGCUAAGAGAAUUCCAAUAUUGUAAUGGCUGUCAUUGACUGGAGAAUGCUCUUGAUGCUUAUUUGAACACAAUUUUUCACUUUUGUCUUUGAACAGUUUCAUUGUGUAAAAUAUACAAAAACGUUAUCCCUGGUUGGAUCCUUUUCUAGUGAUUAUAAUUUUUGAAGGUUAUAUGGGUCUGUUUUAAAUAUUCCUUGGUGUUACUUUAUCAUUUUGGAAGGAUUUGUUUGAUAAUUGAUUGGUCUUGUUUUUCACCUACAUUGGAAACCAUUACCAAGGUGUUUCUUUUGUUGGUUUUCAUUACCUGUAUAAAGGAGCAAUAUAUAAA